Gongylonema pulchrum is the source of this 147-nucleotide messenger RNA. NCBI's taxonomy places the organism in Eukaryota, Metazoa, Nematoda, Chromadorea, Rhabditida, Gongylonematidae. The record is from the annotation of a GenBank genome assembly.
AUGCUUUAUUUGGCACAACGUUAUCAAACUAUGAUACUAGCCGUUGUUGCAUCCAGCUUCUCAGCUUCUAUCGUUUUUACUUUUUAUAAAGUAUUGACUUUUAAUUUACCACCAACUCUGAUGCUGACUGCCGAGUCGAUAUCGUAA